Molecule: messenger RNA, 1236 nt
Organism: Zingiber officinale
Lineage: Eukaryota; Viridiplantae; Streptophyta; Magnoliopsida; Zingiberales; Zingiberaceae
Product: metalloendoproteinase 2-MMP-like
Exons: 1
Coding region: 102-1154 (350 amino acids)
Biological process (GO): collagen catabolic process; proteolysis; extracellular matrix organization
Cellular component (GO): extracellular matrix
Molecular function (GO): zinc ion binding; metalloendopeptidase activity
Source: RefSeq, a predicted model, not a curated record
GUCUCCUAAUUUCAUAAAUAUAAAUUUGAAGAAACCCACUGAGUACGUUCUCCCUAUCUGGCUCGAUCUUCAACAACAUCCAUUAUUACUGCUAGCUCGCCAUGAACUCCUCCGUCUUUCCAUUCCUGCUCUUUUUUAUCAGUGCAGCCGCCGCCUUCAAGUUUCCUCAGCCGCCCAUCAAAAACCCAUGGCUCGACUUCAAGAACCUCUCUGGUUGCCACCUCGGCGAGAACCGGCAAGGGGUCGCCCACCUCAAGGCUUACCUCUGCCACUUCGGCUACCUUCCGGCGGAGGGCCGAUCCAACUUCACCGACUCCUUCGAUAGCAUCCUCGAGGCGGCAAUAGCUGCCUACCAGCGCAACUUCCGCCUCGACGUGACCGGCGAGCUCGACGCGCCCACUUUGGAGCAACUUAUCACCCCGCGCUGCGGCGUGCCGGACAUCACCAACGCCACGUCCUCGGCCUUGCGCGGCCGCAACCUCUAUUCUUAUUUCGACGGCGCGCCGACGUGGCCGCCCGCCAAGACCCAGCUCAAGUACGCCAUCACAGCCACCUCUGCCGUCCAAAUCGACAUUGCGAGGCUCAGGGUCGUCUUCGAGCGCGCAUUCGCGCGGUGGUCCGCGGUGACCACGCUGGCAUUCGAGGAGACGGAAUCGGUGCCGGAGGCCGAUAUUACGAUCGGGUUCUACAGAGGCUCCCACGGGGACGAAGAUGAUUUUGACGGCCCCCUGGGGACACUGGCGCACGCGUUCUCGCCGACGGACGGGCGGUUCCAUCUGGACGCGGCGGAGGCCUGGGUGGCAGAAGGGGACGUGGCCGACGCGAGCUCGGACGAGGCGGUGGACCUCGAGUCCGUGGCGGUGCAUGAGAUCGGGCAUCUGCUGGGACUCGGUCACUCGUUGGCGCCGGAAGCGAUCAUGUACCCCACAUUAAGGACGAGGACCAAGAAGGUGGAACUGACGACCGACGACGUCGAGGGAAUACAGAGCCUAUACGGAAGAAAUCCCAACUUCAGGGAGGUGUCGCCCUCAGCGAGCAGUCCGGAGACGAACGCCGCCGCUCCCGUCCAUGGCCGGACGGCGGCAGCCGCGUGGACAGGGCGGCAAGUUUCCUGCAUCUUGGCGGGCAUAGUGAUUGGGCUCUUGCUUCUCUAAUUAAUUGAUAUGUUUUUUUAAGUUAUCUGUCUGUCUUCUUUUUAAAUUAACUAAAUAACAAAUUCUUUUGUUUGUCUUAUUA